Blastocystis hominis is the source of this 606-nucleotide messenger RNA. RefSeq lists its product as hypothetical. Lineage: Eukaryota; Bigyra; Opalinata; Blastocystidae. The transcript has 3 exons. The record is from RefSeq and is a predicted model, not a curated record. Bases 1 to 606 code for a protein of 201 amino acids.
AUGCCAACAGACGAUUCGAUUAUUCGACAACGUCUUGAUGAGCACUCCAUCGUUUUAGUUCCCUCCACUCCUUCUGUGUCUAGGUGCACGGAUUCUGCUAUUAUGUUCUUUCAUGCCCUGGAAAAUUCAGACCCGAAACUGUUGCAGAUUUUGCGUUUGUUGAAUCCUAGUGAUACAAAGAGAUUCGAUACGAUUCAAGCAUUAGACCAGUAUAGACUCCUUAUUGAACGUCUUCCUGGACUUCGGAAAUGCUUAGAGAUGGAUCUCGCUGCAUUCGAGACUUUACAGAAUGAAUCAAGUGCGAAAUAUGAGAAAUUAAAGGAACUCCAAAUCCAUAAGGAAGCAUUAGAGAAGGAUGUAGAAAACGCGAUUCAGCAUCUACGCCAUAUGAAUGAAAUUGAAAAGCAAGCCAAAGAAGUGAAUCAGUACAGCCGAACGCAAGACUUGCAGGAAGAGUUGGAACAAAAGAUUCAAUCGAUUGAGAAGAUCGAGCAGGAAACCAGUCAAUUGCGGACAAAGAUGGAGGAUAAUCGCACUAAAAUCCAGAGCUUCUACGAAGCCUUUGUAAAUUUAAAAACAGAGAUUUUGGAAAUAAAAGCCGAGUAA